Molecule: messenger RNA, 1101 nt
Organism: Hemisphaericaspora subhashii
Lineage: Eukaryota; Fungi; Ascomycota; Pichiomycetes; Serinales; Debaryomycetaceae
Exons: 2
Coding region: 1-1101 (366 amino acids)
Biological process (GO): fatty acid metabolic process
Molecular function (GO): fatty-acyl-CoA binding
Source: RefSeq, a predicted model, not a curated record
AUGUCAGAUAGUGUUGAUAGAGUAUUUGCGAAAGCAAUAACAACCAUAAGAGCAUUAUCAUCCCGUUCCAACUAUGGUUCCUUACCCAGACCACCUGCUGAAAACAGAGUCAAACUCUAUGGAUUAUACAAACAAGCAACUGAAGGAGAUGUAGUUGGGAUAAUGCCACGUCCAGUUGGAUUCACACCAGAAGAUGAAGGGGCCAAAAAGAAAUGGGAUGCUUGGAAACGUGAAGAAGGGUUAAGUAAAACAGAAGCUAAAAGAAGAUAUAUUGCCUAUCUUAUAGAUACUAUGAAAGUGUAUGCCAGUGGAACUGUUGAUGCUAGAGAAUUAUUAGGAGAAUUGGAAGAUUUAUGGAAUCAAAUCAAACAUAUACAAUAUGAAGAAGAUUUACUGGAUAACCACAAUCAUCAUAAUAGAUUACCUUCACAACCACCCCUGUUUGGUGGCGACAGAUUCUCAACCAAAACCCCAAGUAUUCUUGGAAGAUCAGAUAAUCCAUAUCGUAAUAAUUUAGAGCGAAUCUAUUCCCAUUCUAGAAAGAAUGUUCCAUAUUCAGUAGUUGAAUACUCGCCUCAUCAAGAAGCUAAAGGGAGUGGUUCUAAUAAAGGAAAACCCACAGGUGGGUCGGUAUAUUCCAUGCCAUUGAUUGAUAGGGAGUCUCUUCGUCGUCAACAAGAUACUCCGAUAGAUAAGAAUAUCCUUGAGGAUUUUAAGACAUGGCAAGGAGAAGUCAAUAUGGUGAUUAAUAGACUUACACGGGAAUUCAUUAAAAGCAAAGAAGCCCAUCCACAAGAGUUACCCAGUGAUGAUGAUAGUCCUUUGAAACGGAAAGUAUUUGCGAUUUUAAAGAUUGUUGGAAUCAAUGCAUUGAAGUUUUUGAAAAACUUUAGUAUUAGUGUUUUAUCAAUCAUGUUUAUUGUUUGGUGUUUUAAAAAGAAUGUGGUUGUUAAACGGACAAUUGUAACUCAUGGAGGGAAUGGUAAUGGAAGUGGGAAACAGUCUAAAGAGUUGGUUAUUAAUAUGGUAAUGAAUACUAAAGAAGAUAAAUGGUUUAUUAGAUUGUUAAGCUUUAUAAAUAGCUUUAUAGGAUUUGUUUAA